AUGGAGGAUGAUAAAAAGGGAAAGAAAAUUCGGCAACCCAUGAAGCGAAUUGAGAACUUACAUACACGAGAUGCAAGGAAUCACAUUGAGAAUGCUAGGAAAUUGAGACUUGGGGUAGGAGAUGCUGAUUCUCUUACACUUUAUUUUCAUGACAUGCAACAACAAAAUUCGAAUUUCUAUUCUGCAAUUGACUUAGAUGAAGAUGGUCGCAUGCGAAACUUGUUUUGGGCGGAUGCAAGAAAUAGGGCGACUUACAAAGCAUUUGGGGAUGCUGUCUCAUUUGACACAACCUAUCUGAUAAACAAAUAUGAUAUGCCAUUUGCUCCGUUUGUAAGAGUUAAUCACCAUGGACAAUCAAUUUUGUUUGGUUGUGGGCUGUUAUGUAAUGAGAACACGGAGACAUUUGUUUGGCUAUUUAGAGAAUGGUUAGGUUGCAUGUCAGAUGCUCACCCAAAAGCCAUAAUAAUUGACCAGUGCAGAGUGAUUCAAAAUACCAUAUUAAUUGUAUUCCCACAGUCUCGACAUCGAUGGUGCUUAUGGUAUAUAAUGAAGAAAAUUCUGGAGAAAUUGAGAGGAUAUUCCCAAUAUGAAUCUAUCAAGUUCCCUUUGCAAAAUGCAGUUUAUGAUAGUUUCACAAAAACUGAAUUUGAUGAAGAAUGGCAAGCAAUGCUUGCAAAGUUCAGUCUUUAUGAUAAUGAAUGGUUGGGGGUAUUAUACGAUCAACGACAUAGGUGGAUUCCUGCCUAUGUGAAAGACAUUUUUUGGGCUGGCAUGUCAACUACACAGCGAAGUAAGAGCAUGAAUGCAUUUUUGGAUGGAUAUGUGAACUCGAAGACUACUUUAAAGCAAUUUGUUGAGCAGUAUGACUAUCACGACCCGCUCCCCAUACCCAAGGGUUAA
Messenger RNA from Camellia sinensis, 900 nucleotides. The record is from RefSeq and is a predicted model, not a curated record. Lineage: Eukaryota; Viridiplantae; Streptophyta; Magnoliopsida; Ericales; Theaceae.